GGUACCGGUAGGUAGAUACUCGAUACCUACUGUAGCAUUUUCUUAUCGAUUAGCGCGUCAAGUUGCUGGGAUCCUCGAAAUUUCCUGCCAUCUUAGCCACUUGCUUGAUAUCUUCGCAUUGCGACUUUGCACUUUUCAACCCGCCACAACCCAAAUUGAGACGUCGCCAUGGGUCGGAUAAAGAAGAAGGGCGAGGCCGGUAAUGCCAAAAACUACAUCACUCGCACGCAAGCAGUCAAAAAGCUGCAGAUCAGUCUUCCAGACUUUAGAAAGCUAUGUAUAUGGAAAGGCAUAUUCCCCCGAGAACCAAGGAAUAGGAAAAAGGCCUCCAAAAGCUCGACUGCCUCGACGACUUUUUACUACGCGAAGGACAUCCAAUUUCUUCUACACGAGCCUCUACUGCAGAAAUUCCGCGAACAGAAGGCCCUCGAGAAGAAGAUCUCAAAAGCCCUAGGACGUGGUGAUGUCAGUGAUGCCAGCCGGCUCGAACGCAAUGCUGCCAGACCCGAAAAAACCGGUAAACCGCGUUACACACUCGAUCAUGUCAUCCGCGACCGUUACCCGACCUUCGUCGAUGCUCUGCGUGAUCUAGAUGACUGUCUAUCCAUGCUCUUCCUGUUUGCGAACUUGCCUUCCACUUCAACAGUUCCUGCAAAGAUGAUCGCCCGCUGCGAGCGCCUGUGUCUUGAAUUCGAACAUUACCUCAUCGUCUCACAAAGCCUCCGCAAGUCCUUCUUGUCGAUCAAAGGUAUCUACUAUCAGGCAAAUAUUCAAGGCGAGGACAUAUUAUGGCUUGUACCUUACAAAUUCAACCAACGUGUUGUUGGCGAUGUUGAUUUCAGGAUCAUGGGCACUUUUGUUGAGUUUUACAUGACUCUUCUCGGCUUUGUCAACUUCAGACUCUACACAUCGAUUGGACUAAAGUAUCCUCCGAAAUUUGAUCAGAACAAGGAUAACGAAGCUGCUGAACUUGGCGCUUUCAAACUUGAGGGCAACCAUGCCGCUACAGUUUCAAGCGAACCAGCGCAGCUCACAAAUGGCGACUCUGCAGCCCAACCCGAUCCCAAAACACAAGCUGAAGUAAACAAGCUUAUUCGACAAAUGAAGGACACUGUAGUUGAGGGUGAUCAGGCCGAUGCCGCACCAGAAGCAGACGAACCCACUGAUGCGAUAGAUAAGUUUGAGCCAGCCGCGCCCGGCGGUGAUGUUCUACCUCAGCCUACAUACUCCGGCGGCAGCCCAGCAACCUUAUUCGCGAACUGCACCUUUUAUUUAUCGCGCGAAACCCCCAGGCAACCACUGGAGUUUAUUCUACGAGCGUUCGGAUGCAAGCGUAUUGGUUGGGACUCCGUAUUAGGCGAGGGUGCAUAUACGACCAAUGAACUCGACCCGUCUAUCACUCAUCAAAUUGUUGACCGUCCAAUUAUCCAGGCGGCCACAGAGGACGAUGGAGAUGCUGAAGAUAACCAGACCUCUCAGAAACUUGCGCCAAACCAAAGGAUACCGGGUCGUGUCUAUAUACAACCACAAUGGGUUUGGGACAGUGUCAACGAUGAGGAGUUGAAGCGACCUGAUGAGUACGCACCUGGUGCUCAACUACCACCACAUCUAAGCCCGUUCGUGCAGAACACGCAAGGCGCUUACGAUCCGACGCUACCUCUGAAAGAUCAGGAAACCGAGGCAGAAGCCUUGGAAGGUAGUGACGUGGAAGAGGACGACGAGGAAGUAGACGAAGAUGAGGAAGAAGAUAGUCUUGCGGUGAAGAAACCCAAAGCUACUGCUGAUGGAAUGGACGUCGAUGUGUCAGACGAUGAAGAGGAUGAAGCUGAUGACGGCUCAUUCGGAGGCUUCUCCGACGGUGAGGAUGCAACUGAAGAUGAGGAGGAUGACGAAUCCGAAUCUGAGGAACUGCGGAAUCAGCAAGAGCUUGAAGCUGAACUUAGUGGCAAGCCUGUCAAACAGACCAAGGUUGAUUCUCGAUCGCAGAAGUUAGAGGCGAAGAAAAAGCUUGCACAGAAGGCCAAGGAGGAAGCAGAAGAGAUUGAAAGAGCUAAGGGCAUGUUGAGCAAGAAGAAACGGAAGCUGUUCGAGCAGAUGCAAUACACCAACAAUAAGAAGAGUGUCGAAGACCAGAAACUCCGUGCAAAGAGGAGAAAACUAGAGAAACAGAAGGCACGGGCAAAGGCGUAAGGAAUGUUAGAUUGGACUAUUUAUAAUACCACAUAAAUUGAGCAUUGAUGCCAUCAUCCAAAUCUAUUGUAAAGACGAAAUGAUGGUCUGCGAUACGUGAU
Molecule: messenger RNA, 2291 nt
Organism: Xylaria bambusicola
Lineage: Eukaryota; Fungi; Ascomycota; Sordariomycetes; Xylariales; Xylariaceae
Product: Pescadillo N-terminus-domain-containing protein
Exons: 2
Coding region: 169-2190 (673 amino acids)
Biological process (GO): maturation of LSU-rRNA from tricistronic rRNA transcript (SSU-rRNA, 5.8S rRNA, LSU-rRNA); ribosome biogenesis
Cellular component (GO): nucleolus; PeBoW complex
Molecular function (GO): RNA binding
Source: RefSeq, a predicted model, not a curated record